GAGUGGUCCGAAGGGCGGCGCGCAAACAAAUGCUGUAAAAAUGCCGUCGUUGUUGGAAGCGCUGGAGCUAAAAUACGGCAGUUCAACGACAGAUUGCUCAUUGACAGACGAUGAGGCGGAGUCUGGUUCGCCCAAAGCCGCCCUGUCGGUGAGCAUCUUCAUCCCUAAGAAAUCUCCACGACAUACGGUGCCGGCGUUACUGGUACUCCAGGACUGCGACAUUGAAUCGGCAGGUAAUGACGCCGAGAAACUACGCAACAAAUGCAAAAACGUCGAGGAGCUUGACUUGGCGCAGAAUAAGCUGUCGCAAUGGACGGAAGUAUUCGGCAUCCUGCAGCACAUGCCCAAAAUCAAGUUCGUAAACUUGAGCUUCAACUGCCUCGCAGAGGUGCUGGAGAUCAAACAUGGUAAUUAUGAUCUUCUGAGAAACCUCGUGCUGAACGGCACCAGAGUGUCCUGGUCGACGGUGCAGGGACUGGUACGGCUUCUGCACAAUCUGGAAGAACUCCAUUUGUCUUUGAACGAAUAUAAAACGGUGGACUUGGAUCAUCAAAAGCAGGAAAACGUGAAUCCGGCGCUGAAAAAAUUACACUUUACCGGUAAUCCAGUGGAAGUUUGGAACGAGAUCUCGAAAUUAGGGUACCUAUUUCCGAACCUGAAAAGCCUUGUCCUCGCCGAGUGUCCAAUCAGAUCACUCGGUUUGGAGGAAAAUCAAAAUUUGCCGAGUGAGGAUGGCCGUCGAGCAAAGGAAGAAGGCCUUGGUCAGGAUAGCGAAAACAUGAAUCACUUAGAUACAGAUGAACACACUUUGUCGACAGACGAUAAGGGAAAUAGAAUAUUUGAGAGCAAGGUGAACUAUGACAGAUCCGAGUCGAAGUCAGAAUCCAAUGGAAUGACUAUCGAGUCGUCUCACGAUCCCUUUAGAAUGCUGAGGUUCCUGAAUGUAAACGGUACUCUGCUAUCCACUUGGGACGAAGUCGAAAGGCUGGCCAGGUUUCCUGCGUUAAAAUCGCUCAGGAUUCAAGGCUGCCCGCUUUUCGAAAGUCCACGAGAAUAUACAGAACACGAGAGGCGGCAGCUACUAAUAGCCCGACUGCCAAACGUCGAGACUUUGAACGGUGGCGGCGUGAUAUCGUCUCAGGAGCGCGAGGACGCCGAGAGAGCCUUCAUUCGUUAUUACAUGGACAAACCGGAAGCUGAUCGGCCCGAAAGGUAUUCCGAGCUCGUGGCUAUUCACGGAAAGUUGGACCCCUUGGUGAACGUAGAUUUGACACCGGAGAAAAGGGUCAAGGUCACGUUCACUUACGGAGAUCUCGUUGAGGUACGAUCGGUUGAUGUAUAUAGAACAGUUUUCGAAUUAAAAACUAAGUUGGAAAGUAUGGUGAAAAUUCCUGCCAACAGAAUGAGGCUUUUCUACGUUGAUCAAGAAAUGAAGGCGCAAUAUGGACCGGAGGAAAUGCUGUAUCCAAAUAAGCAGCUCUAUCGAUACAACAUUAGGAACGGCGAUGAGAUUAUCAUUGACAGUAAACUGAAUCGAUUCGCGUCAACGUCUUCGGCCACAUCUUCCAUUCGUUCCUGAAGAAGAACAACGAGUGAAUCGCGCGGUAUUGAAGAAAUCCGAUAACCCUUCGGGUUUUGAUCUCCACUUAUAGCCUCACGAUGCAAUACUCUUGCUGACGAUCGUAACAAUACUUCUUACAGAUUAACAGAGAGGCACCGUGUACGGUUUUUAAGAUAUGUUAAUAACAGCGGAUCUGAAAACCGAGAACUUUUCCAAGGAGAAUAAAUGGAUUCGAAUGGGCGAAUGUUUCCCUAUGUGGAAGUCUAGAUGUAUAGAAUUAGGGAUUCACGGAUGUUUGAUGUUACCUUAAACUACAAAUAUUUCAGAAAUAAUAGACACUAUAUGAUCAGAAAUCAUGAAUUGGCAUAAAACUUGAUAAUCUAUCAGUCUAUCUGCUAUCAGAAGCGAAAUUAUCUAACAACGUCCCGUAUUUUCUAAACGGUAUGUCUAGACAUUUUCUGAAAAUCGAAUUGCAACUGUCAAUGCAAUUUUUGAUCGCAGUACAUGAUUGUCCGAUGCGAUUAUUAGAUAAUUAUUUCUUCGCAAACUCAUCCAGACUUCGACGUAUUAACUUAAACCGUUACUAACGAACCUGGUGCAUAGAGAAUAAUUAUUGUGUCCAGUGUACAAGCGUACACGAGCUUAGAUGGGUAGUUAGCUGUCAUUUUCUUUAACAUAGUAAGUCUUGUCUGUCUUAGGAGACGAAGAGCGUAACUGGAAAACAAGAUUGUACAUAGCGAAUUUCAAUUUCCAGCCAAAUUCGAUGUAGCUGCGGCAUGAGCAGAAAAGAUUUACUCCGUUUGCUCGACGCAAAAAAAAAAAAAAAAUAGGACCAUGA
Molecule: messenger RNA, 2399 nt
Organism: Cyphomyrmex costatus
Lineage: Eukaryota; Metazoa; Arthropoda; Insecta; Hymenoptera; Formicidae
Gene: mlt
Product: tubulin folding cofactor E like protein mlt
Exons: 7
Coding region: 41-1579 (512 amino acids)
Cellular component (GO): cytoplasm
Source: RefSeq, a predicted model, not a curated record